Glarea lozoyensis ATCC 20868 is the source of this 1590-nucleotide messenger RNA. Its product is annotated as RibA-like protein. The coding region runs from base 1 to 1590 and encodes 529 amino acids. Gene Ontology annotation, biological process: riboflavin biosynthetic process. The record is from RefSeq and is a predicted model, not a curated record. NCBI's taxonomy places the organism in Eukaryota, Fungi, Ascomycota, Leotiomycetes, Helotiales, Helotiaceae. The transcript is spliced from 18 exons. Gene Ontology annotation, molecular function: GTP cyclohydrolase II activity.
AUGUCUUCAACACCUCCGGACCAGAACGCCAUGAUGAAAGAGGUACUGGAUGCUUUAAAAAAUCUCCAAGUCAACCAAGUCCAACUCGCCUCAAAUGUUGAUGCUAUCACUGGGCGUGUCAAUGUCCUUGCUGGAAUGAAAGAAGUCCGCGAUGCCGCUGUCGGUGUAUCCAACACAGCUUCCAGCAAGUCGACUGAGGAAACUCCAAGUACUCCCAAGGCGUCCGAAGCUCUGAUUCACGAUCAAGCUGUACCAACUUCUCCCUCACUUCCUGUAGACCAGAUCAAAGAGAUCGGGUCUAGCACGGAGGUUUCUCAAACCCGAAAGCCAGGUGUGACUUCGAGAAUCAUUUUAACUACAUAUCCUGGACAAUCCGGCAUCGAUCCGUUCCCAAUGGACUGGGGUCAUAAAGAUCCGCAACAAAGAGGUCCAGUCGUAGUAUCAAGAAAUCAAGCCACGAUUCGAAGACGGAAUGCAAUUGGAGCUCAUGGUGGAUCCUAUUCUAUCUACUACGCUUUAGCAGUUGCAAGCAAAGAGAUUGGGGUUGACCACAGACCAGAUUUCACCAACACUGAACCAGCUGCUAAUAUUGGGCCAUUCCCGCAAUGGGCUGACAAAAAGAAGAUUGUAUCAAUGGAUCCACUUGGCCAUUUAGCUCCAUGGUUGUUCAGUGAAACUAUCCAGAAAGAGAAUGUUGAUAUCAGACCCACCAUUGCAAUUACCAGGGCGCAUAUGAAAUUACCAGAAUUAGAACAGAGUGUCAGAGAGGGCCGGCUUGUGCCAGAUGGGAAAGUUUGCCUAAAUGAGUCUGGAGAACUUGCAGUGACUAAAUUUGCGGUUGAGCCUGUUUGGUAUCUCCCUGGUGUCGCAGAGAGAUUUGGCAUCGACGAAGGAUCGCUUCGAAGAUCUCUCUUUGAACAUACUGGGGGUUCUUACCCGGAACUGAUCACACGCGGAGACAUCAAACUCUUCUUGCCGCCAAUAGGUGGUCUAACGGUGUACUGCUUUGGAGAUCCAGCAAAGAUGUCGGAUGAAAAUGUGCGGCUGGCGCUAAGGAUACAUGACGAGUGUAACGGCAGUGACGUGUUCGGAUCUGACAUAUGCACCUGUCGUCCUUACCUCAUCUACGGGAUUGAGGAGGCAGUCAAAGAAGCACAAAAAGGAGGAAGUGGAGUGGUUAUUUACUUCCGCAAAGAAGGUCGAGCGCUCGGCGAGGUGACAAAGUAUCUUGUCUACAAUGCCAGAAAGCGUGGACUGGACCGUGCCUCGGAGUACUUCAAGCGUACAGAAAACAUCGCAGGUGUCAAAGACAUGCGAUUCCAGGCAUUGAUGCCGGAUAUUCUGCACUGGCUCGGUAUCAAGAAAAUCGAUAGGAUGUUGAGCAUGAGCAAUAUGAAGCACGACGCGAUUGUUAGCCAAGGUAUUCCUAUCCACGAGCGUGUUGAGCUUCCCGAGUCCUGGAUACCUGCAGACUCAAGGGUCGAGAUCGAUGCCAAAAUUACCGCAGGUUACUUCACCACUGGACACCGAAUGACUGAGGAAGAGCUUGCCGCUGUGAAGGGUCGAAGCUGGGAAGACAUUGAUCAUUGA